UACUUAAAGCAAAAUUAAUAUGAAACCAGUAGAUAUCUAACGAAAAGAAGCAUUAAAUGAUUCACCAAAUGAACUUUGUUUAUCAGCAAUCUUGUGUUUGUAAAAUAUGUGUGCAUCAGUGUGUUAUGGAUUACUCAUUAUUUCCCCUUGACCUCUAGCGCGGGAAUAAAUUACUUGGGUGCUCCAUUAUUCAGUUCAGUCGCAGGAGCGUCGGACGUCGCGCUCUCGCUCCCAACAUGAAGCUUCCGCUACUAGUUGUGUUUACAUUCAUACUAAUAUCGCAAAUAGAAAACAGUGAGUGCCGACAGAUCUCAUGGUUCCCAAACGUUAUAGACAGUAUAUCAAAUAAAACGAAUCAAAUAUCAAACUACGUGCGCGAAAAAGGACGAACAUUGAAGCACUUUUACGUUGAAAAUGUACGAAACAAGAUCACUUCAUACCUUGGUAUGGACAACAGCGAUUCAAACAACAUCGAAAAGCCUGAAGACAGACAAUCGAGAAUGAACAAAAAAUUCAAGAACAUCGUCGUAGAAGCAGAGUCCUCAGAGAAUAAUAUAUUUGACACCAUAGCGCCUGCUGCAGUGGAUUAUAAGUGCACGAAUGAUGACCCCAUGAUCCACAUGAGUACUCCGCAACUGAUUGCUGCCCAUGGUUACCCAGCCGAAUCCCACACUGUUGUGACAGACGACGGAUACAUCCUGACCAUACAUAGGAUACCACGUUCCAAAAACGCUGCAAAUAAAGUAAUCCCUAGGAAAACAGUGCUAAUGCAUCACGGUUUGCUCGGAAGCUCUGCUGAUUGGGUUCUAGCAGGCCCUCAAAAGGGUCUGGGUUAUAUUCUAUCUGAAGCCGGUUACGAUGUGUGGUUAGCUAACGUCAGAGGAAAUACUUACUCGCGAGCUCAUAUUUCAAGAGACAUAGAUUCAUUUGAGUUCUGGAAUUUCACAUUCCACGACGUAAGCCAACAUGAUCUUCCUGCCGUUAUAGACUACAUUAUGGAGGUGAAAGGGUUGGAUACAAAAAUUAAUUACAUCGGACAUUCUAUGGGGACCACAGUGUUAUUCGCUCUAUUAUCAACAAAAACCCAAUACAACAAAAUAUUAAGAGCUGGGUUCGCUUUGGCGCCAGUCGCGUACAUGACAGACAUAAAAAGCCCGAUAAAACUUCUAGCAAAGUACAGCGAUAACAUAGAGUAUCUAAUGAAGCUACUCGGGGCUAAUGAGUUCCUUCCUCAAAACGCAGUUCUGAGGUGGUUAUCAAAACAUGCUUGUGAGAUAAAUCAUUACGAGGAAGCGAUAUGUGAAAAUUCCAUGUUUGUUUUGUGUGGACAUGAUGAGCGGCAAUUUAAUAGAUCAUUGUUGCCAAUAAUUUUGGGGCACGUGCCAGCGGGUGCGUCUACGAAAACUCUAGUGCACUACGCUCAGGAGAUCAAACAGAAUGGCAAGUUCCAACAAUUUGACUUUGGGCCUGAAGAUAAUUUGAAAGUGUAUGGUACGGCGACUCCACCUGAAUAUGCGUUGCACAAAAUUACGUUGCCAAUCGCUUUGUUCAGUUCGGAGAAUGAUUGGUUAGCUGGUGAUGUCGAUGUGGCCAACUUAUACGUGAAGCUGGUGAACCCUAUUGAACAUUACAUAGUGCCAUUGAAGGAAUUCAAUCACAUAGACUUUUUGUGGGCUGUUGACGCGCCAACCCUUGUUUACACAAAAUUGCUGGAACUGUUAGAGGAGGGUGUUAGAAAGUCUGUGGAUGACGACGUGAUAAAUAAUAAUCUAUUAGAUGAUUAAGG
Messenger RNA from Spodoptera exigua (beet armyworm), 1786 nucleotides. The record is from the annotation of a GenBank genome assembly. NCBI's taxonomy places the organism in Eukaryota, Metazoa, Arthropoda, Insecta, Lepidoptera, Noctuidae.